Paramormyrops kingsleyae is the source of this 1582-nucleotide messenger RNA. It is a transcript of the gene mpst, whose product is annotated as mercaptopyruvate sulfurtransferase. The record is from RefSeq and is a predicted model, not a curated record. Lineage: Eukaryota; Metazoa; Chordata; Actinopteri; Osteoglossiformes; Mormyridae. Gene Ontology annotation, molecular function: thiosulfate-cyanide sulfurtransferase activity. Gene Ontology annotation, cellular component: mitochondrion.
UAAUGCCCUUUACACUCCCCAAGCUGAUCGCUGCGAUAGGUUACGGAGAGGGGUGGGUCUACAUUUCCGUGUAUCUAGUAGGAAAAGCCAGUUUACAAACAUUCGCCGGCCGAGUUUAUCGUCUGCAAAGUAUAACUGACAUGUCAAUUAAUACACGUACUCUCGUCGGAGCAAAAUGGCUUGCUGAUGCAGUGAAGAAUAACCUUCUGGGGCCUGCGUUGCGUGUUUUGGACACUUCGUGGUACCUACCCAAACUGAAACGUAACCCUUCAGUUGAAUUCAAAGAGAGACACAUACCGGGGGCUUCGUUCUUCGAUAUUGAUCAAUGCUGUGAUAAAACGUCCCCGUUUGAUCACAUGCUGCCAGGUGAACACGAGUUUGCGGACUAUGUGGGCGACCUGGGCAUUGGCAAUGACACGCACGUCGUGGUGUACGACGCCAGCGACUUCGGCUCCUUCUCCGCCCCGAGGGUUUGGUGGAUGUUUCGGGUCUUUGGUCACAACUCCGUGUCCGUGCUUGACGGCGGUCUGAAGAACUGGCUAAAAGAGGGCCACCCUGUCACGGCAGAUUUCUGCAAACCUGCCCCUGCGCAGUUCAGGGCGUCUCUGCAUCGGCCCUGGGUGAAAACCUACGAGGAUGUUCUGAAAAACAUUGAGAGCAAACUGUUCCAAGUGGUGGACGCCAGGGCUGAGGGGAGAUUCAGAGGAAUAGAACCGGAACCAAGAGACAAUACAGAGCCUGGCCAUAUCCCGGGCUCCAUCAACAUGCCGUUCACUUGCUUCCUGGAUGCCUCUGGCCUUGAACGUCCACCGGAGGAGCUGAUAGAGAUGUUCCGGGGUGCCGGAGUGGAUUUGACCAAACCCCUGUGUGUGUCCUGCGGCUCAGGGGUGACUGCCUGUCACGUGGCCCUUGCGGCCCAUCUGUGCGGCCACCCCGGCGUGUCCGUGUAUGACGGGGCCUGGUCCGAGUGGUACACCAGAGCUGCCCCAGAGCACGUCAUCUCGGAGGGCAGGGGGAAGCACGUGUAACGGACAACGACUGACCGAUCCAUGGGUCAGUGCCCAAGAUGACAGUACAGGCUGAGCUGCCUAUCGUCAAAAUGUUCACUGGAUGUACAGAUAGAAUCCAUGUCAAUUCUCAGUGAUGCUGUGUAGUUUACCUAGUCAGAGCAGUAGAGCAGGUCAGGAUUUCUGUUGGCCCCCACUUCUGCCCUGGCUGGUCUGGUACAAGAUACAUAUCCGUCUGUACAGUAACAGCUUAACCUGUUUGGUAGUUUUACAACAAAAACAAAUUUCUACAAACAAGUGAAAUUGCAUCCUGGCAGUGGAUGAGGGGCUGUGGAAGGUGGCUAGAUCGUCAAAAGUCCUGUUUAGUUCUGACUCUGCACUUGCUGUGAUUUGUGAGAGUAAUAUAUAAAUGGAAGAUGGAUGAUUACUGUUGAUAUAGCCUUUUGGCCCAGACUCCCCUCCAGUCAGAAAACAAGUCAUGUCUGGGUGUGUAUAAUAGUAGAAAUACUAGCUAAAAAUGUACAAAAAUUCUUUUUGCAUUCAACGAAUAAAUAAAGAUUUUAGCAGAAAUUUUA